Molecule: messenger RNA, 13489 nt
Organism: Pristis pectinata (smalltooth sawfish)
Lineage: Eukaryota; Metazoa; Chordata; Chondrichthyes; Rhinopristiformes; Pristidae
Gene: smg1
Product: SMG1 nonsense mediated mRNA decay associated PI3K related kinase
Exons: 63
Coding region: 264-11240 (3658 amino acids)
Biological process (GO): phosphorylation; nuclear-transcribed mRNA catabolic process, nonsense-mediated decay
Cellular component (GO): nucleus
Molecular function (GO): protein serine/threonine kinase activity; protein binding
Source: RefSeq, a predicted model, not a curated record
UUCCAGAGAAGCCGCUGCCCUCGCCGCCGCCGCCCGACUUCACCAGCGGAACCGAAAGCCGCGCCUGCAGCUCAGCCACUGUCCGGGGGAAGGGGUUUCGGGCUCCAGUCCCACGGCGCUCUGUCCGACGCUCCGUCAGCCCCGGUCCGCCCCGGUCAGCCCGCCCGCCCGCCCUCGGCUCGCCUCGCUUCGAAUUGCAGACGGUCCGACUGGGGGUGGCAGGCGCACCUUUCGAAGGCGGAUGACAUGUUGUUGGGAAGGUAAUGAGCCAAAGACCCCUGAGCACUCGGUUGAACAAGCGGCAGCGCUGGAAUGACUGGGACACAAGGAUUGACAUUGCGACAGCCGAUCAAGACAAUUUAAAGUAUCCUUUGGCCAGGGAUCGGGGCAAUUCUGCCUCAUACGGAUUGCAUUCUACCAGUUCUGCCAGUGUGCCUCGACAUAGACACGAUGACAUUCGAAUCCUUGCUGGAUUUCAAAAUGAAGAAGGGGGCAGAUACGAUGUCAAUGGAGGACUUGGUGAAAAUGCUUAUGGUCGGAAGUCGCUGGGGCAAGAGCUGAGGGUUAACAAUGUGACCACUGAUGUAAGCAGCAUUCAGCAUGGGAGUCGUGCUUUAGCCACAAAGGAGAUGAGGAAAUCACAGGAGCGAUCUUUAUCUUAUUCUGAUGAGUCUCGACUGUCCAAUCUUCUGCGGAGGAUUUCCCGUGAAGAUGACAGAGAGCGUCGGCUGGCUACAAUAAAGCAAUUGAGAGAGUUUAUUCAGCAGCCAGAAAACAAAGUGGUUCUAAUUAAGCAAUUAGAUAAUGCCCUGACUGCAAUACAGGAUGUGCUCAAUGAGAGUAGUAAGCUACUUCAUGAACUACGACAAGAAGGAGCUUGUUGCCUUGGCUUGCUGUGUGUAUCUUUAAGUUAUGAGGCUGAGAAGAUCUUUAAGUGGAUUUUUAGCAAGUUUAGCUCUUCCACCAAAGAUGAGGUAAAACUUCUAUACUUGUGUGCGACCUACAAAGCACUGGAAACUGCAGGAGAAAAGAAGGCAUUUUCAUCUGUAAUGCAGCUGGUGAUGAUCAGCCUACAGACUGUUUUGGAAAAUGUGGAUACACCAGAGCUACUGUGCCAGUGUGUAAAAUGUAUUUUAUUGGUGGCUCGUUGUUAUCCCCAUAUAUUUAGUACCAACUUUAGGGACACUGUAGAUAUACUUGUUGGCUGGCAUAUAGAUCACACCCAGAAGCAAUCCCUUACACAGCAGGUGUCAGGUUGGCUGCAGUGCUUGGAACAAUUCUGGGUUGCUGAUCUUGGAUUUUCUACUACCCUUCUUGGACAGUUUUUGGAAGAUAUGGAGGCUUAUGCUGAGGAUCUCAGUCAUGUGGCUUCUGGUGAAUCUGUUGAUGAGGAUAUUCCACCACCUUCAGUCUCAUUACCAAAAUUAGCAGCGCUACUAAGAGUGUUCAGCACUGUAGUAAGAAGUAUUGGAGAACGUUUCAGCCCAAUUAGAGGACCUCCAAUUACUGAGGCUUAUGUGACAGAUAUCCUGCUCAGAGUUGUGAAUUGUGUUACCACAGCAAAACAAGUUUUCUUUUCUGAGGCAGUUUUGACGGCUGCAAAUGAGUGUGUCUGUGUUCUGUUGGGAAGCAUGGACUCUGACAUAGCCAAACAUUGUGAAAUUACCAUUAAUUAUGGGUUGGAUCAGCUGGAUGGUUGUCAAAUGUUUGGUGCUGAAUACAUCAUCUCGGUCUUAAACCUGUUGACCCUGAUCGUGGAACAAAUAAAUACAAAAUUGCCAGCAUCAUUUGUCGAAAAAUUGUUUUCACCAGAUUCCAAGUUACUUCAACUACGUUUUCAUAGGGAAAAAGAGGUUGUAUCAGCAGCACAGUUUGUUUAUCAAGCUGUGUUAAGUCUGAAGAAUAUUCCUGUAUUAGAAACUGCCUACAAACUGAUUUUGGGGGAAAUGACUUGUGCACUGAACAGCCUCCUUCAAGACCUAGCACUUCCUCCGGUCUGUUCAGAAAUACACCAUGAAGCUUUCAAGGAUAUUACAUUCAAAGAAGAGAGUGCAGAGUUUAUAGUACUAUUUGACUUAAGUGCCCUUACUACAAUUGGAAAUGCAAAAAAUUCCUUGAUUGGUAUGUGGGCUCUUUCCCCCACUAUGUUUGCCCUUCUCAGCGAUAAUCUUACAGUUGUACAUGCCAACCUUGCUGUUCAUUAUCCCGCCAUCCAGUAUGGAGUCCUGUACACUUUAUAUUCCCAUUGUACAAGGCAUGACCAUUUCAUAUCUAGCAGUCUUAGUUCAUCAUCGCCCUCUCUGUUUGAUGGUGCUGUUAUCAGUACUGUCACCAUGGCAACAAAAAAACACUUUGCUAUCAUACUGAAUCUUCUAGGAACGUUGCUCAGUAAAGAUAUUUUGAAUAGUGAUGCAAGGAAAUUAUUACUAACAUGGGCAUUAGAAGUAACAAUUUUAAUGAAGAAGUCGGAAACUUACGCUCCCUUAUUUGCACUCUCAUCUUUUCACAAGUUUUGUAAAGGAUUGUUAUCAAAUGCUGUUCACGAAGAUGCUUCUAUAUGCUUACAAGCAUGCAGCAGCCUACAAAUUGUUUCUACUUCCUUGCCAAAUGAUCUUUUGCAAAGAUGUGUUGAUGUUUGCCGUGUGCAGUUAGUCCAUUGUGGAGUUCGUGUACGGCAGGCUUUUGGAAAACUUCUGAAGACUAUUCCUCUGGAUGUUGCUUUAAGUAACAGCAAUCACACAGAGGUGCAAGGGAUCUCAUUGGCUAUAAGUAGCCAUAUGAGCAAAGCUCCAAGUAACACAUUUCACCCUCAAGAUUUCUCUGAUCUAAUUAGUUUCAUUUUGUAUGGAAGUUGCCACAGAAUUGGCAAAGAUCAUUGGCUGGAGAGAUUGUAUCAUAGCUGUCAGAGAUUAGACAAAUGUGACCAGUUGACCAUACCGCGAAACCUGUUGAAAACUGAGGCUGUGUUAUGGCAGUGGGCUGUAUGGGAAGCAGCACAAUUUACAGUGCUUUCAAAACUACGGACACCAUUGGGCAGAGCACAGGAUACAUUCCAGACAAUUGAAGGUAUUAUUAGGAGUCUUGCUGCACAUACUCUAAACCCUGAUCAAGACAUCAGUCAGUGGACGACAGCUGACAAUGAUGAUGGGCACACUAGCAACCAAUUAAGACUUGUUCUUCUUCUUCAAUUUUUGGAAAAUCUUGAAAAGUUGAUGUACAAUGCCUAUGAAGGAUGUGCUAAUGCACUUAUGGCACCACCAAAGGUUAUUAGGACUUUUUUCUACACAAAUCGCCAGACCUGUCAAGACUGGUUAACUCGAAUUCGAGUUGCUAUAAUGAGGGUUGGCUUACUGGCUGGGCAGCCAGCAGUGACUGUCAGGCAUGGGUUUGAUUUGCUGACAGAGAUGAAGAACAGUAAUACAACUCAGGGAAAUGAAAUUGAGGUGACUGUCAUGAUGAUCGUUGAAGCACUGUGUGAACUGAAUUGUCCUGAAGCUAUACAGGGGAUGGCUGUCUGGUCUUCUGCAAUCCUGGCAAAGAAUCUUCUGUGGAUAAACUCUGUGGCACAGCAGGCUGAAGGAAGAUUUGAAAAGGCAGCAAGUGAAUAUCAGGAACAGCUGUGUGCCAUGACUGGGGUAGACUGCUCCAUUAAAGGCCUUGACAAAUCCCUUCUCAAAGUAUCUAACAGCAGUAGUGGUGGUAAUUUUGCCAGCCCUAAGCAUGGAGGGAAUGCUGAAAGCAAGAAGACUGUUCUUACAAAGCAAAGUGAUACUUCUCCUGAAGUUGUGAAUUAUUUGGCAAACAAAGCUUGUGAGUGUUACAUUUCAUUAGCUGACUGGCCAGCUGUGGAGGAAUGGCAAAAUAGUAUAUUAGCUUUGAAGAAGGGUACGAAUGGAUCAUCCAUCCACCUGAAGGCUGAUUUGAACUACAUCAGAGCACUCGGUAGUUUUGAAUGUGGCGAUUUUUCUGCAUGUCAAGAACAGCUGGAAUUAUUACCUGGAGAAGAUAUCAAUUUUAUAAAUGGAGCUGCUAAAGAAAAGUUAGACAUGAAGAAGCUGCUUCCAAAUGUGAUGAGUCCUGACCCGAGGGAACUUCAAAAAGCCAUUGAGGUUCAACUCCUGAGAAGUGCAGUGUGCUUUUCUUCAACUAUUGAACAAACAGAACAGGAAAAAAAGCUCCAGAAUAGCACCGAGUAUACAGUCAAGUAUCUGAAACAGAUGGCUCGGAUUGCUGUGGGGCCAUUGAGACUAUCCACUUUAUCGAUGGCAGGAUCUCUGCCAAUGAUGAGCACGCUACAGCUGUACUGUUCCACUGCACUUGAGAAUACUGUGACAAACAAGCUGUCCACUGAGGACUGUCUUUUGCCACUCUAUAGUGAAGCUCUGCAAUCGUGCAAACAACAUGAUGUUCGCCCAUGGCUUCAGGCUUUAAGAUACACUGUGUACCAAGCUCGAAUAGCUGAAAAGAUGAAAGGUUCCAGUACUUCAGUUAAUGGGCAUCUCAUGGAACUCGGGCUCACAGCAGUUAAAUUUGCUCGUAAACAAGGGAAUGUCCUUUUGGCCACCAGACUUCUUGAGCAGUGCAGUAAGACUUCGUUGAGCGAGGCUAACACAAUGCGAGAUUUAGUCCAUCUGUUCAAACAGAUGUCAUUGCAUGGCACUAUUAACGAAAAGUGGGGACCAGAACUUGAUAUUGAGAAAUCAAAGCUGUUGUACACUGCAGGUCAUUCUACAUAUGCCAUGGAAAUGUUGAGUUCUUGUGCCAUAGCAUAUUGCAAAUCUGCCAAAGCAGAAUCUGCAGUUGCCAAGUCGAUACUCACAUUGACCAAGUGGAUUCAGGCAGAAUGGAAAGAGAUGUCUAUUCAGCUGAAACAAGUCUUCAGAGCUCAGCAGCAAAAAUCUAUUUCUGGCCUGCCAACCCUGGCAAAAAACAUACAUACUUUGGCUGAGCUGACCCCUCCUGGUUUAAUAGAGGAAGCAGCUUGUCCCAAAAUGGUGGUUGAAUCAACAGUGAAUAUUGGGGUUGGAGAACCGGACUUCAUUUUAGGGCAGCUGUAUCACCUUUCAGCAGUUCAAGCACCUGAAAUAGCCAAAUCCUGGGCAGCAUUGGCUAGCUGGGCGUACAGAUGGGGCAGGAAGGUGGUUGAUAAUGCUAGUCAGGGUGAAGGUGUCCCACUUCUGGCCAGAGAAAAGACAGAAGUUCAAAAUCUACUUCCAGAAAACACAUCUGAAGAAGACAGAGAAACAAUUUAUGGAAUUUUGGGGCAAGCCUUGUGUCGACCAACAGGAAUUCAGGAUGAAGACUUGGCCCUGCAGAUAAAUGAUGAUGAAGAGGAUGACAUGGUGGAGGUUAUUUGGAGGCAGUUAAUAACUAACUGCCCGUGGCUUGGUGACCAGGAUGAGACUGUGGUUGAAGGACUAAUUGAAGUGUGGCGAAAAGUUGUGGACAGGAUAUUUAACCUUUAUAAACUUUCUUGCAAAGCAUACUUCACUUUUCUCAAACUGAAUGCUGGUCAGGUUCAUGUGGAUGGUGAAGAUCUGAAGGCGAUUCUUAAUCAUACGCCCACCAAGCAAAGCAACGACGAUGUAAUUGUUAUGGCUACUUUAAGGCUGCUGAGAUUACUAGUGAAGCAUGCUGGUGAACUAAGGGAGGGCUUGGAGCAUGGACUAGCCACCACUCCCACAGCUCCCUGGAGAGGCAUUAUUCCACAGCUAUUCUCACGUUUGAAUCACCCUGAAGUAUAUGUACGUCAGAGCAUCUGUAAUCUACUGUGUCGUGUGGCUCAAGAUUCUCCUCAUCUUAUUCUGUAUCCUGCAAUUGUUGGCUCAAUAUCACUAAGUGGUGAAUCCCAGUCCUCUGGAGCCAAAUUGUCUUCUGCAAUUCCUACUCUGCUGAGCAAUAUCCAGGCUGAAGCUCUGUCUGGAGGUGAAUGCGAAGAAAAUAGUCCACCUGGGUCACAGGAUAGCAUUAAAGAUGAACAGAAAUGUUGUUUUAAUGAGGAUCAAGCUAUGAUGCAGGACUGCUAUAGUACAAUAGUGGACAAAUUGUCAUCAGCAAAUCCUACCAUGGUUUUACAGGUACAGAUGUUAGUUGGGGAAUUGCGAAGAAUUACUGUACUGUGGGAUGAGCUUUGGCUUGGAGUUCUUCAACAACAACAUAUGCAUGUACUCAGACGCAUUCAGCAAUUGGAGGAUGAGGUGAAGAGGGUUCAAAACAAUAACACGCUUCGCAAGGAUGAGAAGAUGGCCAUUAUGAGGGAGAAGCACACAGCUUUGAUGAAGCCAGUGGUAUUUGCCUUGGAGCAUGUAUGCAGCAUUACUUCAGCUCCAGCAGAAACUCCUCAUGAGAAAUGGUUUCAAGACACCUAUGGAGAACCAAUUAAUAAUGCUUUGGAAAAACUGAAGACCCCAUCCAAUCCUGCUAAUCCUGGCAGCAGUUGGUUGCCAUUUAAACAGAUAAUGCUGAAUUUACAACAGCGAGCUCAGAAACGUACCAGCUACCUGUUGCAUCUAGAAGAAAUCAGUCCACGAAUGGCUGCAAUGUCUAACACAGAAAUCGCCCUGCCUGGUGAAAUCUCAGCAAGGGAUGCAGUCACAAUUCAGAGUGUUGGCAAUAGCAUUACCAUUCUACCCACCAAAACAAAACCAAAGAAACUAAUGUUCCUGGGCUCUGAUGGGAAAAAUUACCCAUAUCUAUUUAAAGGACUGGAAGACUUGCAUCUGGAUGAACGAAUAAUGCAGUUUUUGUCAAUUGUAAAUACCAUGUUCAUAAAAAUUAACCACCAGGAGACUCCGCGUUUCCAUGCCAGACAUUAUUCUGUAACGCCAUUGGGUACAAGGUCAGGACUUAUUCAGUGGGUGGAUGGUGCCACUCCUCUUUUUGGACUUUACAAGCGUUGGCAACAAAGAGAAGCUACUUUACAGGCACAGAAGGUAGAGAAUCAAGAUUCUUACCAGACUACUCAAAAUCCUGCUUUGGUCCCCCGACCCAGUGAGCUGUAUUACAGUAAAAUUGGGCCAGCUUUAAAAUCAGUAGGUCUUAAUCUUGAUGUCUCACGACGUGAUUGGCCUUUGAGUGUAAUGAGUUCUGUCUUGGAAGAACUAAUGGAGUCCACACCACCAAAUCUUCUUGCUAAAGAGCUAUGGUGUUCAUGUACUACUCCAGAUGAGUGGUGGUGUGUUACACAGUCAUAUGCAAGAUCAACUGCGGUUAUGUCCAUGGUGGGCUACAUAAUUGGGCUUGGUGAUAGGCACUUGGAUAAUGUUCUCAUAGACAUGACAACUGGAGAAGUGGUGCACAUCGACUACAAUGUUUGUUUUGAGAAAGGGAAAAGCCUACGAGUUCCUGAGAAGGUUCCAUUCAGAAUGACUCAGAACAUUGAGACUGCACUUGGUGUGACUGGAGUUGAAGGAUUGUUCAGACUUUCUUGUGAACAGGUAGUCCAAAUAAUGCGACGUGGCCGAGAGACCCUCUUAACCUUAUUGGAAGCUUUUGUGUAUGAUCCAUUGGUGGAUUGGACUGCAGGUGGUGAAAUUGGAUUUGCUGGUGCUGUGUAUGGUGGAGGGGGACAGCAAGCUGAAAGUAAACAGAGCAAGAGGGAGAUGGAACGUGACAUUACCCGGAGCCUCUUCUCUUCCAGAGUUGCUGAAAUCAAGGUGACCUGGUUUAAGAACAGGGAUGAUAUGCUGGCAGUUAUUCCUAAACUUGAUACAAGCCUGGAGGAUUAUCUGAAUCUCCAGGAGCAUUUGACAAAAGUAGAGAAACUCCAGGGUAAAUUGCUACAGGAAAUAGAAUUUCUGGAAGGAGCUGAAAAUAUUUCUGACCAUCCAGCUCUUACAUUGGAACAAAGAUAUUCAGAACAUACCCAGCUUCAGUCUCAGCAGCUGGCUGUACAGGAUGCUAUUCAGGUGAAAUUGAAUGACUUUGAACAGUGGAUUACACAAUAUCAGGCUGCGUUUUCAAGUUUAGAAGCUACACAGCUUGCAAGUCUACUUCAGGAUAUCAGUACACCACUGGACUUGGGGGCUCCAAGCUAUGUUCCAGCUACAACUUUCCUCCAGAAUGCAGGUCAGGCACACCUAAUCAGCCAAUGUGAACAGCUGGAAGGAGAGGUUGGAGCUUUGCUACAGCAACGUCGUACUAUCUUGCGUGGCUGUCUAGAGCAGCUUCAUAGCUAUGCUGCUGUAGCUCUGCAGUACCCAAAGGCUGUUUUCCAGAAACAUAGGAUGGAACAGUGGAAAACAUGGAUGGAAGAACUGAUAUGUGACAUGACAGUGGAACACUGCCAGGAACUGUAUAGAAAGUAUGAGAUUCAAUAUGCUCCCCAGCAGCCCACAACAAUCUGUCAAUUCAUAACAGCGACUGAGAUGACUCUUCAACGUUUUGCAGCAGAUGUUAACAGUCGGUUAAUCAGACAGGUUGAGAGACUGAAGCAGGAAUCAGUAACGGUCCCUGUUUGUGAAGAGCAGCUGAAGGAAAUUGAGCGCUGCAUAAAAGUUUUUCUCCAUGAAAAUGGUGAUGAAGGAUCCUUAAGCCUGGCUAGUGUUAUAAUCUCUGCCCUUUGCACGUUAACAAGGCGGAACCUUAUGAUGGAGGGAGCUGCAUCAAGUGCUGGGGAGCAGCUGGUUGACUUGACGUCCAGAGAUGGUGCUUGGUUUUUGGAGGAGCUCUGUAGUAUGAGUGGCAAUGUCACCUGUCUUGUCCAACUCCUUGAACAGUGUCAGCUGGUUCCACAGGAUCUUGACAUCCCAAACCCUAUUGAAGCAUCAGAAGCAGUUCAUUUGGCUAAUGGAGUGUACACUUCCCUCCAGGAGCUAAACACCAACUUCAGACAGAUCAUCUUUCCAGAAGCGCUUCGGUGUAUGAUGAAAGGAGAAAAUACUUUGCAGAAUAUGCUUAAUGAGUUGGAUAGUAUUAUUGAACAGACAGCUGAUGGGGUUUCUUUGCAAAUGCUCAUAGAUUCUCUCCAGGCUUAUCUAAGAAAUGCUGCAAUGGGAAUGGAGGAAGAAACCAAUGUUCAUUAUAUUGAUUUCACCAGAAUGCUGCGAGCUCAGUACACUGAAUUAAUCCAGCCCAGAAGUGUGGAUGGUUCAGUAGAGGAGACACCCAAAAUGUCUGCUGGCCAGAUGUUACUUGUGGCUUUUGAUGGAAUGUUUGCCCAAGUUGAAAGUGCAUUUGGUUUAUUAAUUGAGAAGCUGAACAAGAUGGAAGUACCACUGGCAUGGCGAAAAAUUGACAUUAUUAGAGAGGCCCGUAGUACACAGGUCAACUUCUUUGAUGAUGAUAAUCACCGACUUGUGCUGGAGGAGAUCUUCUUUCUGAAACGACUCCAAACUAUAAAAGAAUUCUUCAGACUUUGUGGAACUUUUGCUCAUACGUUAUCAGGGGUUAUUCCACUGGAUGAUCCCAGUUCACUGAAUGGUCCUGUCCAAUUGGUUAAUGUAAAAUCCAUGUACAGAAGUUCUUGCUUCAGUGAAGAUCAGAUGGCUAAACCAAUAAAGGCAUUUACAGCAGACUUUGUGAGACAGCUUUUGAUUGGCCUCCCAACUCAAGCACUUGGAUUGACACUUUGCAGUUACAUCAGUGCUCUUGGUGUGGACAUUAUUGCACAGGUGGAAGCCAAAGACUUUGGUGCUGAAAGUAAGGUCUCUGUGGAUGACCUCUGUAAGAAAGCAGUGGAACACAAUAUUCAGGUUGGCAGAUUUUCACAAUUAGUUAUGAACAGAGCCACUGUACUGGCCAGCUCAUAUGAUACUGCUUGGAAAAAGCAUGAUCUGGUUCGCAGGUUGGAGACAAAUAUUGCAUCUUGUAAGACCAGCUUUCAGAGGGUACAGAUACAGAUUGCCAUGUUUCAGUGGCAGCAUGAAGAUAUUCUUAUAAAUAGAACUCAGCCUAUUUCUACAGUUACACCUCCACCUCGCACGGGCAUUCUUUCCAACAUGAAAAAGAAGUUGCAUGCACUUAGCCAGCUGGAGGUUUCUGUUUCCACAGUACAGGAGAAACUGGCAGCAUUGGAAGCUAGCAUUGAGCAACGUUUGAAAUGGGCGGGGGGCGCUAAUCCUGCUUUGGCACCUGUUCUCCAAGACUUUGAGGCAACCAUCUCUGAAAGAAGAAAUCUGGUAGUGAAGGAAAGUCAACGGGCAAACCAAGUGACUUUCCUCUGUAGCACAAUACUGCAUUUUGAAAGUUUACGAACACGGACACCUGAGGCCUUGAACUUAGAUGCUGCGUUGUUUGACCUAAUAAAACAGUGUCAACAAAUGUGUUCAUUUGCAUCACAAUUUAGCAGUUCAGUUUCUGAACUUGAACUCCGACUCCUUAAGCGUUUGGCUACCAGUCUUGAACAUCCAAUAGGAAGUUCUGAAUGGCUUUCUUCUGCUCACAAACAACUGACUCAAGAUAUGGCAACUCAGAGGGCAGCGCAGACUGAAAAAGAGCAACAGAUCGAAGCUGUCUGCGAAACAAUACAGACUCUGGUGGAUAAUAUUAAAACUGUGCUUACUGGUCAUAACAAACUAUUGGCAGAUGUUAAGCACCUCCUUAAAGCAAUGGCAAAGGAUGAAGAAGCAGCUCUGGGGGACAAUGAAGAUGUUCCUUAUGAAGACAGUGUGCGCCAGUUUUUAGCCGAAUACAAGUCUUGGCAGGAUAACAUCCAAACAGUGUUGUUCACAAUAGUGCAGGCCAUGGGACAGGUCCGAAGUCAGGAACAUGUUGAAAUGCUGCAGGAGAUUACACCAACUUUAAAGGAAAUGAAAUCACAAAGCCUGAAUGUCUACAAUGAUCUGGUCAGCUUUGCAUCCCCACUCGUUACAGAUAAAUCUAAUGAGUGUUCAAGUCCAACCUCUGUCUCUGCAUUUCAGCCCAGUUUUGCUGCAGCUGUUCGCAGUAGUACAACUCAAAAGACCCAACCAGAAGUUAUGUCACAGAAUGCACGAAAGAUGGCUCAGAGAAAUCUUGCCGCUUCAGCAAACACGCCACCUGGCACAACCAUAGGAUCGGGGAAGAACGUUGCUCCGAGUCCUAAGAAGGCGGCAAGAGAUCCCAAGACUGGGAAAGCUGUUCAGGAACGGAAUUCCUAUGCUGUUAGUGUGUGGAAAAGAGUGAAGGCCAAGCUGGAAGGCAGAGAUGUAGAUCCCAACAGGAGGAUGACUGUUGCUGAACAGGUUGAUUACGUGAUUAAAGAAGCUACUAAUCUAGAUAACUUGGCACAACUGUAUGAAGGUUGGACGGCGUGGGUAUGAGCUGGAAUACAGUGGAUCUCUCUGGUUCAAUGAGGUCAGGCAUCCACCAGAAUCAACUCGGCCACAGGCAUCUAUAGCCGCGCCAUGGCAGGUGUUGAUGCAUUCUGGGGCUUAAUCUGAGGCAAUCUAGGAAUCCCCGUGCAUUCAGAGUGAUUAGUCAGAAGGCUGCACUCAGGGAUAUGCUUAAUACAAUGGUCUGCACCCCAAAGUCAAGGGCCAUGGCGCCCAGUCUAAAUUACACGAUUGUCUUUCUGUCAUCCAAGAACUGCAGAAGCAUCGAGGGUGUAGGUGCUGAAACGAUUGCUUUCCUACUGAGUACAGAGUGAUUUGAAAACCUAAGUCCAUCUGUCCUGUGAACAUUUCAAGUCACAAAGUACUAAACCCUGCUGAGAGGUAACUUAGAACACUGGGGCCCCACAGAAAGAAAUCUACUUCUGCAAUCCCCAGACACGUGAUUCCAGUUGGAUAACGACUUCACUGGCUAACUUGCCCUUGAAGAUGGCCAUCCAGUAAGAAAACCAAGGCUAGGAGAAAUUAUGGACUCCGGAAACAGCCUAAAUAAAGAUUGGAUAUACUACAUGGAACUUGUGUGAGGAAGAUGACACCACCCUGAUCUUUUUUUGUUAGCGUUCUCUUAUAGGUGUAUGCUAGUUUAGCAAAGUGCUUCUCAGAUGCCUGUAAUUCUGUUUACUGUGAUUGAAAUUCAGUAGUAGGUCAUCAACAUUUUAAUGUGAGCAUUUUGCAAGGUCCACAAUCUGGAAGACUACAUCAAGCAUUGAUGGAUUAAUGGUAAACUGAAGGGUUAGGUGUUUCCAUGCACACAUUUCAAAGUGCUUUUUUUCUUCCUGUUUUUGUUACUUGGGAGCCGAAGGGUCAUGGAUAUUUUUGUGUAACUUCAUCAUGCAGGUUUUGACAUUUGUAUGAAUAAAACUCUGAAUAAACCCUCCAAUGUAUUUGAAAGUGACACACCAUGACCACAUAAGUGUUUUUUUUAAUUGAGCUACCACCACUCACCUUUGCUUUCUUUCACCUGUGCUUUUUUUGUUUGUUGCAAUUUUCUCAGCAAUCUAUGGCCAGCAUUGCUUGCAGAGAUGUUUUGAGAACAUCUGUCCUUUUUAAUAGCUUUAGCUCAUUUAUUCUCUAACUUCCUUUCCCUUCACUCUGUACUUGUUUUCUUAUCCCCAGCUACACCUCACUACUCCCUUACCCUAAUGCUGUGUUUUGUGGGAUUGUGAUUGCAUCAUUUCCAUUAAUGGUUCGAGGAAAUUGCUUUCAAUAUUAUAAAACAUAAAAUGAAGUUCCUUUUGUGCAGUACACACUCACCCUUAUUGUACCAAUUUUAUUUUUAGCAAUGUAGAUUCUUAGCUGUAUUUUACAUUUAGCUGGCAAAAGUAAUAAAGAAUGUCCUUUGGUGGAGGCAUAUGGUGUGUGAUACUUUUAAAUUUUCACAAUGGUUUAGCUUCAUCUUGUGAAGAAACCCAUUUUUCAGCACUGUACAGAUUAAUGGGAAUAGCAUAGAAUCAUACAUGCAUGCCAUCUCAUUUUGAUUCCAGCUUAUUCUUGCAGCUGUUACUACUUUGAGAUUAAUUGCUUGUCAGCAGUAUUUUUUUAUAAUACUUUGAGAGAAUAGGUCUCUUCCUUUUUUUUUGAAAGUUAUUUCCAGCCCCCAUCAUGAAACUAUCCUCCAGCUGAAAGGCUGCAACAGACCAGGUCUUCCUCUGAUUUCUGUGGUGUAUUAUUUUUACUUGUGUAUUAUCAGUAAAUGGUCAGAAUAGACUAAUGUCCACAUCUUGGAAGUUUUGGUUCUAAUGCCACAAAGUGCUCUGCCACUAAGGAAAUCCCAUGCCAUGCAUGGCUAUCAGUGUGCAAAAAUGAAGUGUACAGAAUUUCAAAUAGAUUUCAAAUGUCAGGCUGAAAUAAUAGCUCUGACCUUUGGAGCUAAUGAACAAUCUGUAACCUCCAGUAUAAUUCCAUCCUGAUAAAUGUCUAAAUUACCAAGAUGUUUAAAAAAAAAUGCAUUUGUUUGGGACAUGGAAUAGUAACUACACGAAGUAUUUAAUUCGCUGUAAAGCGUUUUAGGAUAUACUGAGGCGAGAGGAACAAGACAAAUGCAAAUUCUUUUUCAAGUUCAGUGGGAAAUUGUGCAUUACGGUAUCUGUACAUGGGUAUGAAUCCUGUUUGUAUUAUGCGCACAUUGUUUAUAAAAACUCGAUUAAUUAAAUUAAAAUAAAAUAUUGUACUGCUACAAA